Caenorhabditis angaria is the source of this 2033-nucleotide messenger RNA. Lineage: Eukaryota; Metazoa; Nematoda; Chromadorea; Rhabditida; Rhabditidae. The record is from the annotation of a GenBank genome assembly.
AUGGCCGAAAGAGAAGGGCAUACAAAAAAAUUAGAUCAGUAUAAUUUUUAUCAUGGAUUUUUGCCGAGAGAAGAUUUGUUAUACAUUUUAAAACGUCAAGGGGAUUAUAUCGUAAGGACAACUGAUGUUAGUUUUUUUUUCUGUGCAAGAGUUUUUCUGUAUGCAGAUGCAGAAAUAAUUGUUUCAGCGUCCAACAGCAACUGGUCGGCAGCGAGAUUUGAUUUUGAGUAUCGCGUGGCCUGAAGGAACUGCUCAACUAACAAUAAAUGAUAUUCGAAACAUUGUCAUAAAGCGGUCGUCAAAAGGAAUGUAUUGUAUUGAUAAAAUCGAAAAAUUCGAGACUCUUGAUAAUCUUAUUGGAUUCUAUCAAAAUUCUCCAAUAACAUUGAAAGCCAAAGAUCUGAAAAUUCAAUUGUUACGCGCAAUUCCAUUGUCACAUUGGGAAUAUCGACAUAUUAAUAUAAUACUUUCAAAAAAAGUUGGGCAAGGCGCGUAUGGAGAGGUUUAUAUGGGAAAAGUUCGAAGAUCGAAGACUGGCAAGAUUUUUGAGGCGGCUAUCAAAACGGUAGGAUUUAGGGGCCCCUAGACUAGGGGGAGGAGUAAUUUACAGUCUGGUUUGCCACGUCAUAACUUCUUUUUUUUAGAUGAAAUCUGACAUUGAUGCAAACGAUGAGAAAAUGAAAGAAGUUAUGGGAGAAGCCAGGUUAAUGCGAUCUUUGAAUCACCCAAAUAUAGUUCGAAUGCGUGGAAUUGCGGUCAUGGAACAACCUUAUUAUAUUAUUAUCGAUUUUAUAAGUGGAGGAGGUUUGGAUUCAUAUUUGCGGAAGAAUCGGAAGAAAAUAACGAUUGAUGAGAGAAAUAAGGUGGGGUUUAUUGAUUAUUUAUUUUUUUUUGAACAAAAAUUGAGUUAUUUUCUUGUAGAUGGCGAUUUCUGCUGCUUGGGGAAUUGAAUUUAUCCAUUCGCAAAAUAUAAUUCAUCGAGACAUUGCUGCAAGAAAUUGUUUAUUCGAUAAAGUUCAUUAUGUAAAGCUUUCGGAUUUUGGAUUAUCACGAAAAGGAAAUGAAUAUACAAUGAAAACAGCGCGAAGAAUGCCUACAAAAUGGUUAGCACCCGAAUCUCUUCGAACUUUCACAUUCUAUCAAGCUUCGGAUGUUUUCACCUAUGGUAUUCUGUUAUACGAGAUUUAUACAAUCAAAGAGCCUUAUGAGGAUAUAACGAGCGCUGAGGCGAAAAAACGAACAUUGAGUGGAGAUUAUCCGAAUUUUGAAAGAGAAUCGCCGUUUGAAAUGUAUUCGAUUGUUAGUCGAAUGAUUUAUGUGGAUGAUCAUGAGAAAAGAUCGCCGAUGGCAAGAAUUGUGAAAGCACUGGAAGAUUGGUUGAAGAUGGAGUUGGUGAUUGAGAAAAAUGAGGUUGAUCUUUUGAAUGAAGAAGAUGAUCAGGCUGAGACACCGAUUCAAUCAAAAGAAGAUUCGAUUGGACCUCCACGAUUGAUGAAAAAAUCCACGACCCAGUCAUCAAAAACCAAUCUGAUUCUACCGAAGAUUCGAGAUCCUCCCCCGGUUAUAAUUCUUUCUCCGCCACCCCCGCCACCGCCAACACCAGCACAAGUACCAAUUGUCAGAAGGCCUUCGGUUUUGGUGACUCAGAAACUUUUUGUUCCAACGGUAACUUGGAAUUUUGAAAUAUAUGAAACACUUUGGAAAGCUAAAAAUAUUUUCAGAAAUCUUCAACUCCACUCGUAAUUCUGAAACGAAGUGAUAUGGGUUUGGAAAAAACUCAACCCGAUAAUUCGAUCGAGGAAGAUGAGCCGAAAGUUUCACCAAAACCACCUAUUCCAAAAAUCAAGAAUAGAAGCUCGGACGAUGACACAACUGGAUCAUUGGGAAGUCAAACAUCAUCGGAUAGUCGGAGUCAGAUUGAAAUUGUGAAGUUGAAACCGAAGGAGAAGGAGAGGGAAAUGAUUGGACCGACUUUGAAAGUUGAGAAUAAGAAGGAUGAGAAUGUUGAGAGGAAUGAUUCGACCUAUCAUUGA